GUAGCGUAAUUGACCAAUCAGAGCUCGCCGCGUGCGGACACUUGCCUGUAAAUGGUGGAAAAUUUUUCACUGUCAUCACACAAAUCUACGUACAACUGGCCAAAAAUACGCUAAAACCACACUUAUAAAAUAUAGGCAUGCCUUCUGUGAAGGUGUUGGUCAGUUGUGUUUCAGCCUUGUUAGUUCUGUCAUACUUCUUUGCAGCAUCAGAUGGGUUGGCUGUCAUGUCUGUUGACUUAGGAAGUCAAUUCAUGAAAAUUGCUAUAGUCAAGCCUGGUAUUCCUAUGGAAAUAGCCUUAAAUAAGGAGUCCAGAAGAAAAACACCUAUGGCUGUGUCCUUGCGUAAUAAGGAAAGACUAUUUUCUGAUGGAGCACUAGCAGUGUCUGUUAUGCACCCUGACAAAUCUUACAUCUAUCUCCAUGAUCUACUUGGCAAGAAACUUGAUAACCCCCAUGUUAAGAACUACCAACAAAGAUUUCCAUGGUAUAAAUUAGAAGAAGACAAAACUACCGGCAAUGUGGUAUUCAGACAUGACAGUGAUGUCACAUUCACCCCUGAGGAGUUGAUGGGAAUGAUCCUCAACCACUCGCGAUUCAUAGGAGAGCAAUUUGCAGAUCACCCAAUCAAAGAUGUUGUCCUCACCGUCCCUCCAUUCUUCAAUCAAGCAGAGAGAAGGGCUCUUCUCAGGGCUGCCGAGUUAGUUGGUCUAAAUGUUCUUCAGAUCAUGAAUUCAAACACUGCAGUGGCCUUGAAUUAUGGACUUUUCCAGCAGAAAUCCUUCAAUGAUACUCUUGAAAAGCAUUUCAUGUUCUAUGACAUGGGAGCAAGUAGUACAGUCGCAACCAUUGUAGGUUAUAGUAUGACAAAAACUAAAGACAGAGGAAUAAGUGAAACUGCUCCACAACUUGUUAUCAAAGGGAUAGGGUUUGAUCGCACACUCGGAGGCCAUGCCAUUGAUAUGCGUCUGAGGGACCACCUUGUCCAACUCUUUAAGAAAAACUACAAAUUUAAAGGGGAGGUGACACAGUCUUCCCGUGCUAUGGCGAAGUUCUACAAGGAAGCCUUGAGGGUCAAGCAAGUGUUGAGUGCCAACAACGAGAUCUUUGCCCAGAUUGAGGGGGUGUUUGACGGCAAGGAUUUCCGCGUGAAGGUGACUCGUGAGGAACUGGAGGAAAUGUGCCAGGACUUGUUUGACCGCGUGGCUGGCCCCGUCAACAGGGCGCUCAAAUCGGCCUCCAUGACUAUGAAUGAUAUAGAUAGCGUUGUUCUGGUUGGUGGAGGAAUCCGUGUACCUAAGGUCCAGGAUGCACUUCUCAGGGCUGUCAAAAAACCAGAACUAGCGAAGAAUAUCAAUGCUGAUGAAGCUGCAGCGCUAGGUGCCGUGUACCAAGCAGCACAUCUCGGCAAGGGCUUCAAGGUCAAGAAGUUCAUCAUCAAAGACGCGAACAUAUACCCAAUACAGGUCUCGUUUAGCCGUAAGGUGAAGGCCGAGGACGGCACCGAAAGCACGAAGCACGUGAAGCGCACACUAUAUUACAACAUGAACACAGUGCCUCAGAAGAAAGUCAUGACGUUCAACAAGCACAUCGACGACUUCCAGUUCCACGUGUCGUACAACGGGCUGGAGGACUUGAUGAACCCCGCGGACCUCGCGAUGUUUGGCGAGUUGAAUGUGUCUACCGUGAGCGUGAAGGGCGUGGCCGAUGCGCUGAACAAGCACGCCCCCAAGGGGGAGUCCAAGGGGAUCAAGGCCUACUUCAGGCUGGACGAAAACGGCCUGUUCAACAUCGACAAAGUGGAGUCCGUGUUCGAGAAGAUGCCCGAGGACAUCGAGGACGAGAACGAGUCCACGUUAUCGAAACUAGGUAGCAAGAUAACCAGCUUCUUUUCGGGAUCCAACGAGAAGUCAGACGACGCGAAAGAGGGCUCGAAGGAUGCCAAACCGGAUGAACCCAAAGAUGAGAAAUCAGAUGACGUAAAUGAAAAACCAAAGGAUGAGGAAGCAGAGAAAGAAGAAGAUAAGAAAGAGGAGAAGAAGGAAGAGGAGAAAAAGCCGGACGAGAAGAAGGAAGACGAGAGCAAGUCAGAGGGGAAGAAGGAGGGAGACGAGAGCAAGUCGGAGGGGAAGAAGGAGGAACCCACGGCUGACAAGGACAAGAAGGCAGAAAAGGCAGAUGGCAAGGAGGCACCCAAGGAUGCAAACACCACCGAGGAGGCACCGAAGAAGAAGGCUCCAUCCAAGCCAGUCACCGUCCGCGAGACGCUCACCAUGACCGUGGACCUUGAGGACGCUGUUCACCCAUCACACGAGGACGUCGAGAAGUCUAGAGCCAAACUGGUCGAGCUCCAGGCACGUGACGACGCCAAAGCAGCCAAUGAGCGAGCUAAGAAUGCUCUGGAGUCGCACAUCUUUGGUGUCCGUGAUGAGAUGAAUAGUGAGCUCGGAGAAAAGCUUUCGACUGAGGCUGAGAGGGAAACCAUUUCUGAAGCUUUAACCGCAGCCUCUGAUUGGCUGGACGAGGACGGCUGGGACUCCACUGCUAAUGUUUAUAAUGAGAAGCUCAACGGUCUGAAGAAGAUCUCAGCAGAUUUCAGACGUCGGAUGAAGGAGCACAAGACCCGGCCAAAGGCAUUAGCAGCACUAAACCAGUCUCUCAACCUGUCAUCCACUUUCCUGAAGCAGGUGAAGAACAUGACGGAGAAGGACGAGAUCUACACGGGCAAGGACCUCGAGGAACUGGACAAAGUGAACAAUGAAACCAAGGAAUGGCUGGAGAAGAUGACCAAGAAGCAGGACGACACCGAGCCCCACGAGGCGCCUGUGCUCCUCACACGAGACAUAGAGCACAAACAGAACAAGAUCGACCGUGAGCUGCUUUACCUCCUCAACAAAGCCAAGUAUUACGUGCCCAAGCCAAAGCCGAAGGUUAACGAUACAGCCAACGCCAACAAUAAGUCAUCCAGCAACACGACGAAACCAGAAGACAAAAGCGAUGAUAACGGCAAGGGAUUCUCGCAAAAGAAAGCGUUCAAGAAACACAAGACGCCAUCAGGUAAAGAUGACGAACUGGACGAGAAGGACAAAGAUGAGAGUAAGCCGAAGGACGAUGUUGCUGAAGAGAAAAGUGACGAGAAACCAUUACCUCUUGGAGAAGACGCGAAGGAUAUCCCAACAGAACCAGCGACCGAAAAACCAGAAGAGCCAGCCCCCACGCCAAAACAAGGCGAGGACACGCCCAAGAAGUCUGACGAGCUAUGACACGGCAACAAUCUACUAGCAGGAAUAGUUUACUAAUAUUGUACAGCGGAAGUUGGCCCCAAUCAAGAUGUGAGAGUAAUUUAUUGUUCAAGUCGUCGAGACUUGGGAUGUUCCAUGCUGGGAAUAAGAACAAUAUAAAGGGUACUUGUGGCACUAUUGGCUCAUGGUAUUUGCCGUGAAAGUGUCAGGGUAUCCAUCAAAGAAUGAUCAUAUGCUCGACCGUUCUUCGGCUUCUAGUUGCGCUUUGGUCUUACGAGCUCUCAUCAUUCCUUUAAUACGAAGGAUGCGCCCAUCGCAUUCAGUCGUCUAUGAUGAUGGUUAUGCAGAAUAAAAAAAAAACACAGAUUGCAUGCCGAUGCGUUCCUAUUGAAAACAAAGUAUUCUUGAAUAUUGCACUUGUAAUAUGCUCUUGUACUAAAAACCUUCUAUUCACACGGCGUGCCUUUCCGCCCAGUUCGGGACGCGUUUUGUACGGUAUCGAUGUACGGUAAUAGGACAAAAUAAAUUAAUUUUAUUCCAAA
This is a messenger RNA of Nematostella vectensis (starlet sea anemone), 3781 nucleotides long. Its product is annotated as hypoxia up-regulated protein 1. Gene Ontology annotation, biological process: negative regulation of hypoxia-induced intrinsic apoptotic signaling pathway; endoplasmic reticulum unfolded protein response; cellular response to hypoxia. The record is from RefSeq and is a predicted model, not a curated record. The transcript is spliced from 28 exons. Bases 138 to 3260 code for a protein of 1040 amino acids. Gene Ontology annotation, molecular function: ATP binding; ATP-dependent protein folding chaperone. Lineage: Eukaryota; Metazoa; Cnidaria; Anthozoa; Actiniaria; Edwardsiidae. Gene Ontology annotation, cellular component: endoplasmic reticulum chaperone complex.